Messenger RNA from Zophobas morio, 1669 nucleotides. Its product is annotated as alkylglycerol monooxygenase-like. Lineage: Eukaryota; Metazoa; Arthropoda; Insecta; Coleoptera; Tenebrionidae. Gene Ontology annotation, biological process: lipid biosynthetic process. Gene Ontology annotation, cellular component: endoplasmic reticulum. Gene Ontology annotation, molecular function: iron ion binding; glyceryl-ether monooxygenase activity. The transcript is spliced from 9 exons. The coding region runs from base 171 to 1568 and encodes 465 amino acids. The record is from RefSeq and is a predicted model, not a curated record.
ACAUUUAAAAUUCCCCACCAACCCACUCUAGAACAACGUCGAGCUUUUGCUGAUAAAGUCGCUCAAACCUUUGCUAGUUGUCAUCUUAAAAUAGCCUCUCAGUUGGUGAUUUGCCAGCAGAUGAACUGUCUUUUGCACUACCUCAUCCUCAAGCAAAAAUUCACUUGAUAAUGCAGCACUGCUCCAAUCAUACGCAAGAAAUCACUUCAGUGUUCGUCGAGAUGGUGGCAGCCGGAGCGGACGAAGCCACUUUUGGCGGAGUCGCCGAGGGGUUGGGACGCAUGUUCUACGUGGUGGACCCGGCAAAAACGUCGUUCGAGAGUCCUGAAGACGUCCCGAAUUUUUACCGAAACGCCUGGCCCUACUUCGCCACGUUCAUCCUCCUCGAAAACGUCCUUUUGUGGCUGCAGCGCCGACCCACGUUCCGCCUAAACGACGGCUUAACGAGUUUAUCCCACGGUCUUUUGCAAGAAUGUGGAAGAUUGCUGUUCAGGGGUGGCGAGAGCUACGUCUACGUCUACGUUUACGAUAAGUUCAGGCUGGUGGAGCUGCCGUGGGACCACUGGGUCACGUGGUAUCUGGCGGCGGUGGGGGUGGACUUUUGCUACUACUGGGUGCACCGGGCCUGCCACGAAGUACACAUCCUGUGGGCUCAGCACCAGGUCCACCACAGCUCGGAGGAGUUCAACCUGGCGGUGGGGCUGCGGCAGAGCGUGUUCCAGGGGUGGUGCGGCUUCAUUUUUUAUCUACCCCUAGCCGUUGCCAUCCCGCCGUCGCAUUUCGUCACGCACCAGCAGUUUAAUCUGCUUUAUCAGUUUUGGAUUCAUACCAAGAGCGUGAGGACGCUGGGGCCCCUGGAGGUGGUUUUCAACACGCCGCAGCACCAUCGGGUGCAUCAUGGCGCUAAUAUUUACUGCCUGGAUAAGAAUUAUGGGGGUGUUCUUAUUAUCUGGGAUCGCUUGUUUGGGACGUUUGCGGAGGAACGGCAAGACGAAGAGAUCGUUUAUGGGUUGGUGAUGAAUCAGCCCUCUUUCAAUCUCUUACAUUUACAAACCUUCUACACGCUUCAUGUUGCUGAAAAGUUCAAACAAAUGACUUCCUGGCAGGAUAAGCUUGCGGCGAUAUUUUACGGGCCGAGCUGGGAGCCGGGAAAGCCCCGAUUAGGCCUCGAGCAAGAUAAAAUUAAAGUGGUAGCGAGGGAGAAAUACGAGGUGAAAUUGCCACUUUGGUGUAAUGUUUACCUUUUCAUCCACUUCUGCUUCGUCGUUUACGGGUUUCAAGAGUUAGCGGCCCGACAUAUGAGCCUCAACCCCGUCACAGUCCUAGCGUUCGUGGCGUACAUCAUCGCCUCCUUGACGUCGAUAGGACUGCUCUUCGACAACGCCCCCUACGCAUGUGUUCUGGAAUUGUUGCGAUGUAUGGUCCUCGUUACGGCGGUGCAAAGAAUGGAUUUUCCAGACCUGGAUGACACCGUGUUAUUGACAGCCGAAGUUUUCUUUGUGCUGUCUGGAUUUUUCUGGCUCUUACAAAGCCUCAGGAUUCUGCAAAUAUCGGCAAAAGCUGCGUGAUCUCUCCGACUGAUAUUUUUAAGGUUCUUGUUGAUAGGUUCGUAACAUUGUUAUUUUUGUGUACAGUUCGAAAAAAUAAAUAUUUGUUCGAAUAAGAGAAA